Molecule: messenger RNA, 2067 nt
Organism: Elephantulus edwardii (Cape elephant shrew)
Lineage: Eukaryota; Metazoa; Chordata; Mammalia; Macroscelidea; Macroscelididae
Gene: FLYWCH1
Product: FLYWCH-type zinc finger 1
Source: RefSeq, a predicted model, not a curated record
AUGCCCCUGCCGGAGCCCAGUGAGCAGGAGGGCAAGAGCCAGGAACCUGCCCGCAAGCCCAUCACAAACCUCAUCCCCGCAGCCCCCCGGAUACCCAAGAAGUUCCCCAGACUCGUCCUGCUCUCAGCCUCUGGCCACAGUCGCCGCACUGGCCUCCGGCCCAUAAGUGGUCAUUGUAUGAUGUCCCUGGAGAUGUCCGGCCCCGACACUCUGACCAAGGCCCUCCAGAUCCUGCCAGCCAAGGAAGAGGACAACAUCCAACCCAGCACCUGGGCACCCGACCCCAAACGCAUCCGACUGGAAACAGCCCUCAAGCCCCUGGAAUUCCUGAAGACCCCGUUCGGGGAUAGCCUGCUGGUCCAUGACUCCUUCCUGUACAAGCAGGAGAAGACCGUGGGCGACAAGGUGUACUGGAAGUGCCGCGAGAACGCCGAGCAUGGCUGCCGGGGCCGCGCCAUCACCCGGGGCUCGAGGGUCACCGUCAUGCGGGGCCACUGCCACCCCCCUGACCGGGAGGGCCUGCAGGCCAGGCGCCGGAGAGAGAAGCUGCCCAUCCCGGCUGUGCCAGAGAGCGCAGGGGGCCCCGGAGAGCCUGCAGAGGAGCUGCUGGAGGGGCUAGGCUCCUGGUUGCACCCAGAAGAGCCGGCCCCCUCGCAGGACAGGCCCACCCAGGAGGAGGACAAGGGACUUCAGGCCUUGUCUCUACUGAGCUUGCCCCCCAAGAAGCGGCCGAAGAUUCCCUUAGGUGAGGUGCAGCCCCUGGAAUUCCUGAGGACGUGCUACGGGGGCAGUUUCCUGGUAUAUGAGUCAUUUCUAUACAAGCGGGAGAAGGCCGUGGGGGACAAGGUGUACUGGACAUGCCGUGAGCAUGCAAUGCAGGCCUGCCGCAGCCGUGGCAUCACCCAGGGCCCACACGUGACUAUCAUGCGGGGCCACAGCCACCUGCCUGAUGUGGAGGGCCUAGAGGCGCGCCGGCAGCAGGAGAAGGCCAUGGAGUCACUGCACGUGGGCGGCCCUGCGGACAAGCUGCUGCAAGGCAUGGACAGUCUCUUCUACCGCAGGGGGUCCAGCUCCCUGACACUCAGCAGACCCAGGCCCAGGAAUCACACCAGACCCAAAGAACAGGGGCUCAAGGGUCAGCCCCCAGGCCCACAGGGAUCCCCAGCCAAGGACCAGGACUCAGAAGGAGGUGGCCCUGAGUUCCUCAAAACCCCCCUGGGGGGCAACUUCCUGGUACAUGACUCAUUCCUGUACCGUCGGGAGAAGGCAUCUGGAGACAAGGUGUACUGGACCUGCCGAGACCAGGCCCGCAUGGGCUGCCGCAGCCGGGCCAUCACCCAGGGCCCACGAGUGACCGUCAUGCGGGGACACAGCCAUUCGCCUGACCUGAGUGGCCUGGAACUCUUGCGGCAGCGGGAAACUCGCCCCAGCUCAGCCCAGCGCGGAGCAACAGGUGGCCCAGAGUUCCUGAGGACCCCGCUGGGGGGCAGCUUCCUGGUGCACAACCUGUUCCUGUACCGGCGGGAGAAGGCAUCUGGGGACAAGGUGUACUGGACCUGCCGGGACCAGGCCCGCAUGGGCUGCCGAAGCCGGGCCAUCACCCAAGGCCCACGAGUGACUGUCAUGCGGGGACACAGCCACCCUCCUGACCUCAGCAGCCUGGAGGCCCUGCGGCAGCGGGAGCAGCUCCCCAGCCUGGCCCAGCGGGAAGGCCGAGGAGCUCUCCGGCCCUUGGAGUUCCUGAGGACCUCUCUCGGGGGCCGCUUCCUGGUGCACGAGUCCUUUCUCUACAGGAAGGAGAAGGCAGCUGGGGACAAGGUGUACUGGAUGUGCCGCGACCAGGCCCGGCUGGGCUGCCGCAGCCGGGCCAUUACUCAGGGUCCACGGGUGACCGUGAUGCGGGGACACUGUCACCCGCCGGACCUGGGGGGCCUAGAGGCCCUGCGGCAGCGGGAACAGCUCCCCAGCCUGGCCCAGCAGGAAGUCCCAGAAAAGACCAGACUUCUACCAAAAGUGCAACUAUGCUUCAAGACCUGUUCUCCAGAGAGCCAGCAGCUUUAUGGGUAA